Hyposmocoma kahamanoa is the source of this 2166-nucleotide messenger RNA. It is a transcript of the gene ClC-a, whose product is annotated as chloride channel protein 2. The record is from RefSeq and is a predicted model, not a curated record. NCBI's taxonomy places the organism in Eukaryota, Metazoa, Arthropoda, Insecta, Lepidoptera, Cosmopterigidae. Gene Ontology annotation, cellular component: membrane. The transcript has 17 exons. Gene Ontology annotation, biological process: chloride transport; transmembrane transport. Bases 86 to 2086 code for a protein of 666 amino acids. Gene Ontology annotation, molecular function: voltage-gated chloride channel activity.
UCUGUUCUCCAUAGAAGUAACGACGACGUAUUUUGCCGUGCGAAAUUAUUGGCGAGGGUUUUUCGCCGCUUGCUGCAGUGCCAUUAUGUUUCGUCUCCUGUCCGUUUGGUCGGGCGCCACGCCGACCAUCAAACCAUUGUUCCCAACACAUUUACCACAAGAAUUCCCAUUUGACCCUCAAGAGUUUGCUGUGUUCGUCUUGCUGGGCAUAGUGGCCGGUCUAUUUGCAGCGCUAUGGGUGUGGCUACACCGGCAUUACGUCCUCUUCAUGAGAAACACCAAGACCCUUAGCAACUUUCUGCAGAAGAAUCGCUUCAUCUAUCCAGGCAUCAUGACUCUGGCUGUGAUGACAAUCCUCUGGCCUCCUGGUAUCGGAAAGUACAUGGCUGCAGACCUUAGCAACCAGGGCCAGGUACUUGCCAUGUUCGCGAACUUCACAUGGGGAGACAACCUGACGGCUGCGCAGGCGGCCGUGGUCGACCACUGGCGGACGCCUGAAGUUGACAUCUUCGGCUGCCUCGUCAUUUACUUCUUUUCAAUUUACUUCUUAUCAAUGGUGUCGUGCACGCUGCCCGUGCCGGCCGGUAUCUUCGUGCCCGCGUUUAAGAUGGGCGCGUGCAUGGGCCGGUUCACCGGUGAAGUGAUGCAUUACUUCUGCCCUCUAGGGGUAGCGUACGGAGGACAUAUACAGAAGAUUCUGCCAGGUGGCUACGCGACAGUGGGGGCUGCGGCGUUCACAGGCGCUGUCACUCAUACCGUGUCCACUAUGGUUAUCGUGAUAGAGAUGACGGGACAGGUAACGCAUUUAUUGCCAAUCAUGGCGUCAGUACUAGCCGCGAACGCAACAGCCGCUCUUCUACAGCCGUCCUGCUUCGAUAGCAUCAUCCUCAUCAAGAAACUGCCUUUCUUACCCGAUCUCCUCAGCUCUGCUAGCCGUAUGUACGAUAUUUGUGUGGAAGACUUCAUGGUGCGCGACGUCAAGUACAUCUGGGACAAGAUGACCUUCCAGCAGUUGAAGGAUUUGCUCAAAGAAAACAAGGCAAUAAAGAGCUUCCCGUUAGUAGACAGUCCAUCGAAUAUGGUACUUCUCGGAUCCAUCCACCGCUGGGAAUUAGUCCGCGUGAUCGAAAAGCAAGUGGGUAGGGAGCGAAGGCUACAGGUGGCCGCCAUGUGGCAUAGGGAAGCUGAAAAGAGGCGGAAGGAAGAAGAGGCUAAGAAACGGCAGAGGCGACCUUCGAGAUUCGAGGUAACGCCAGCUCCGGAUAUGCUGCAAGUUCCCGGUACAGGUCUCACUCGAGGAGGAUCGCUCACCACCAAAGACCAAGGAGGCCUUAUACCAGCUCCUGGUCAACUAUUCCGUCCGAAGUCAAUCCUCAAGAAGACCAACUCAUUCACCCUCACCCGAGGUUUGGGGUCACCGACCUCAGCACCUCAGUCGCCCUUGUCGGCUCAGCCUUCCGUAUACACCACAGUCACCGGGGCCGAAACCAGAAUCCGUGCGGCGUUCGAAGCCAUUUUCAAGCGAUCGUCGCUGCUCCCUGACGUGGAGGGCGGUCUGCCUGACCAAGUGGGCGGUUUGCCGCGCACUCCGUCCAUUAACAAAAAAGUGCAACUGCCCCGUGAGCGCGUGUGCGACAUGUCCCCCGAAGACCAGAAGGCGUGGGAGCAGCUCGAGAUGGCGAAAGAAAUAGACUUCGAUCGGAUGCUUCAGAUCGCCAGAAAGAGAGACACGGUGGAAGACACCGACUACGAGGACGAGAACCUGUACAUCUGCCACAUCGACCCAGCGCCGUUCCAGCUGGUCGAAAGAACUUCACUCCUUAAGGUCCACUCGCUGUUCUCGACCCUGGGCGUGAAAAGAGCGUAUGUCACGGCCAUUGGUCGACUCAUAGGAGUUGUUUCACUCAAAGAGCUGCGCAAAGCUAUAGAAGACGUGAACUCCGGCGCACUGACGAUCGCCACUCGGCCGGAGCCGCCCUCCUCGCCCAUGCCCAUGUUCAUCAAGGUGCCCUCGACGCAGCCGGCGCCGCCCACCGACAGCGAAACCGCCAAACUCACCAUCAGCGACGACAAGGGAGACAAGUGAGGACGGCGUCGCCCUUCCUGGACACAGCAUUCACUCCUGACAUGGGCUGACAUACUUUUCAUUUAAUCACCAGCCACGCC